Molecule: messenger RNA, 771 nt
Organism: Owenia fusiformis
Lineage: Eukaryota; Metazoa; Annelida; Polychaeta; Sabellida; Oweniidae
Source: the annotation of a GenBank genome assembly
AAAUGUGUUGAUUUACUCAACUUUUUGGUUUUAUUCCAGCCUGGAAGAACCUUCACAAAAAGUGCCAAAGCAAAACCGCUCACAAGAAAGAGCAGAAGUAAAAGCCCAAGUGGCAAGAAAAAGGGCAAAAGAGCAAAGUCAAAGGAAGUAAAGCCUUUGAAGCCCCCUGUUGAUAUGCUAUCACAGCCUGCAAUGGAGAACUUAUAUUAUAUAGCACAUGGCCCUGUUGAUGCUUUGACAAUGAGAGGGUUUGGAUGGUCAGGGGGAGGAGGUAAGAAGAAAAAAGGCAAGAAAGGGAAAAAGAAGAAAUGAGGAGAUAGAGUUGGUGCUGAGAUGUAAAAUCAAAUGUGUAUGUGGUCUAAUCUAUAUGCAUGCAAAUAAACUGUGAAUAGAUUAGAAUGUAUCAUAGAAUAUGAUAGAAUAGGCAGCCUAUGUGUAAGUGCUGUAGGCGUAUUAGAGGCGAGUCGGGUGAUCUGUUGCCAUGGUAACCAUGACAAUAACAUCUUCAGGUUAUGUCAAACUAGCAAAUUUCUGUGGCCUUAGCUGGAAAUGAUCAAACCUAAGUACAAUGAAAGUGUACUCCCACCAAGUGAUUGAUUCAAAUAUUGUAAAGCUACAAAUUCUCAACUCUAGAAGUUACUCAGAAAAUUAAAUAAAAAAAAAUAUGAGUAUGUGAAUUUAUAACUUUACACCAAAUGGAUAAAUUGACCCCUAACCCAUCUCAAUUGUCUACAGUACUCACAUUAAGAGGGUGCUAGUAUCAAUAACUAG